Schistosoma margrebowiei is the source of this 2173-nucleotide messenger RNA. The record is from the annotation of a GenBank genome assembly. NCBI's taxonomy places the organism in Eukaryota, Metazoa, Platyhelminthes, Trematoda, Strigeidida, Schistosomatidae.
GUGGAGGCUUAUUCUUCUCAAGGUCAUCUAUUUCAAACAGAUGGCGGAUAUAGCCUUCGAUCAUAUAACCCAGGAGGUUAGGGGUACUGUAUAUCCGGGUAAGCUUCGACUCAAAGAAGAUGAGUUUAUGUAUAAAAACGAAAAGACUGGAAAGGUGGAUCACUUCUCCCGGUCAGAUAUCGAGUCAGCCCAAUGGAUAGUCCGUGCGACUGGUUUAGGAUUAAGCAUAAAGUUAAAAAAUAACUCUCUGCAUCGGUAUGAUGGCUUUGGUGAAAUCGAAGCGGAAAAGGUCGGGAGUUUUUUCAAGAAGUAUUUCGACGUCGAAAUUGUAAAGCGUGAACUGUGCUACAAAGGCUACAAUUGGGGAGACGUGGAUUUCGAUGGCGAUGUUCUCGAGUUUUCAGUCAAAAACGCCAUGGCUUUUGAGGUUCCUCUAAGCAAUGUUGCAAAUGCUGUUUUGAACAAAAACGAGAUUAUUUUUGAAUUUCACCUAAAUGAUGAAGCUGAAGUUUGCUUAUCUGAAAUGCGUCUGUACACUCCGGGAACUGAAGCUGAUAGGGAAGGCAAAGCACCUUCUAUAUAUUCCAAGGUUACUCAAAAGGCAGAUAUUAUUCAGGUUACGGGAGAUUUCUUGGUCGAAUUCAAACAGUUGCAGUGUCUUCAACCUCGUGGCCGUUAUGAUGUUAAACUAUAUCCAAGUUUUAUCCAUUUGCAUGGCAAGUCUUACGACUUUAAAGUCCCAAAGAAUACUAUUACUCGGUUGAUGGUGCUUCCUCAUCCCGAUAAUCGGCAGAUAUUCUUUGCAGUUCAACUUGAUCCACCGAUCAAACAUGGUCAAACCAGAUAUCAUUUUGUGAUUUCCCUUUUCGACAAGGAUUCGCACAUAAACUUAGAAAUGGCUGCGACAGAAGAAUGGCUUCAGGAGCAGUUCAAUGGAAAAUUAACUCGAAAUAUUUCAGGACCUGAAUAUGAAGUUGUAGCUCGCGUAUUCAAGGUUCUAUUUGAUCAGAAAGUUACAGUCCCAGGAAGCUUCUCUGCAAAAGGCGGUGGUUGCGCAGUUGCAUGCAGUUAUAAAGCGUCUGUUGGUUUGUUGUAUCCAUUAGAGAGAGGCUUUACAUUCGUUCCUCGUCCCCCAAUUUCUAUACGUUUCGAUGAAAUAGUAGCUGUACAAUUUUCCCGUGGGACGGGUGCUCAAAGGUCUUUUGAUUUUGAGGUGGAAACUCGUAAUGGUUUAACGCAUACAUUCACCUCUAUCGAAAGAGAUGAAUAUCAUCAUUUGUACGAUUUUGUAACUGCUAAAAAACUUCGUGUUAAAAAUAUCAGUUCAGAAAACAAAACUACUAAUCCUGGUGAUGACGUUUGGUCAUCAUCUGAUGAAUCACAUGAUGCUUACAUGGAGAAGGUAAAGACAGAAGCUCGAGAACGAACAACUGAAAUGGAUGAUGAAGAUGACGACGAUGAAGAUGAUGAAGAUUUCAAACCACCGGAAUCUGAUGGUUCUGAACUUGCAGAAGAAUAUGAUAGUAAUGUUCAAACAACUACAAGUGAAGAUGAAUCUGGAGACAACGAUGAUGAUGAUGAUGAUGAUGAUUCGGAGGAGAACAAAAGUAACACUAGUAGUAAGAAUACUACUACACACAAGAAAAAAGAUAAACGAGACAAUGAUAGUGAUGGAUAUGAAGACAGCUUGUCAAGUGUAAGCAGUACUAGUGAACCUAAACCAAAACAAAAAAAAUUGAAAGAAGAACCAAAGAAAUCAACAACUAAACCCCGUAAAGAUGAGACAAAACGACAAACAACAAAAAAGCAAAAAAAACCUAAAGAUCCUAAUGCACCAACUCGUCCACUUUCUGCUUAUUUCUUAUGGUUUAAUGAGAAUAGAGAGAAAAUUGCAAAAAAUUUAGAUGGACAAAAUUCUGUUGCUGAAGUAGCUAAAGCUGCUGGAGAGAUUUGGCGAAAUAUGGAUAGUACAGAAAAAUCAAGUUAUCAAUCAAGAGUUGAUGAAUUAAAAAAGAAAUAUCAAGAAGAUUUACGUAUAUAUCAAUCAAAUUUAGCGUCUUCUAAAGAACCAGAUUUAUCACCAGAUUCUAGUAGUUAAGUCCAGAAAUAAUUAUUUAAUUCUUGUGAAAUAAAAUAUCAACUUAUUAUUGUUUUAAUAUACUAUGUACACUAU